Molecule: messenger RNA, 2505 nt
Organism: Neoarthrinium moseri
Lineage: Eukaryota; Fungi; Ascomycota; Sordariomycetes; Amphisphaeriales; Apiosporaceae
Exons: 4
Coding region: 1-2505 (834 amino acids)
Molecular function (GO): ATP hydrolysis activity; ATP binding
Source: RefSeq, a predicted model, not a curated record
AUGUAUGACAACGAUACCAGCUCCAAUGUCAGCUUCGAGGAUAUCGGCCGGAGGCGCCGCGUCAUCGACCGUGAGGACUCUGUCGAUGAGCAUGGGCUGGUAGACAAGAGAGUUGUUGAUAGGCUGAAGGCCAUUGUAGCCAAGUCUACGGCUGAAGGCACCAAAGAGAUUGCGGACGGCGAAGUCCCAGACGUUGUCUAUUCCCUGACAUAUCAGGGGAUUUUCGACAGGGAACCAAAAGAGCUGCAUCGCAGCACCGAGCCCAUCAACAUUCAAGAAUUCAACGAUGAAUACCACCAUAACGCUGGCCGUAGCACCCAAAAGCCUGUCCUGGAGAUUAUCACCAGGGUGCGUGCAGCACCGGCAAAUCAGCGGGGGGCCAGGAUCAACCCCGGUCCUCCUCCCAUGUAUAGCGACGAUUCCGAUGAUGAUGUCGUUGACAUCAUUCACGAACCGCCCAGGAGAGGCAAUCACGAUGGGAUGAACGUAACCGAUGUUGAGGAGACGGUCAUGGUGAUCAACUCGGUGUAUCUGAUCAACGCGUUACGUGCUGUUGUCGAUUACUACCCGGACUGUAACUUCAUGGGCAACACUCUCAAGGUUAACGCACCAUACCAUGUCCUUGUCCAUCAUCGGCAGCAACUUGCUCAUUACAAGACCCACCAACCCGAAGCCCAUGAUGAGGACCUUGCCGCCAUCACUGCUAAGCACAUAGAUGUCCUCCUAGGUUUCCUAGAAAAGACCCACGGCGAGGAGCUCCGAGAGGAGGAGAACCGCCACCUCAACAGUAAACCUACGACCAUCUUCAAGAACCUCUGGAUGUUGUUCAAACCAGGGGAUGUGGUUUGUGCCAAGAAAGGCGGCAAGUGGAGAGAGUUUGUCGUAUGCAGGUGCGAUGACAACUCACCAUGGUUCAGAGGCGAUGAGGCGCCGUAUACGUACAAGUUGGAAGCAUGGAACAUUGUCUACGCUCAUGGAAAGCUGCGUCGAUUCAUGCACAGCCUUAGCAUUCCUCCUUUCACCGGGGAAGAUGCUAUCAGCAACCUACGAGUCAUUCCUGUCCGUUUCUUCAAGAACGAUGGAUAUGAUACUGCAAAGAGUAUCGAGCUCGGCAAGGCUGCUUGGAACCUGUCCAAGGGACCGGCAUACAUGUCUUACAAUGGAACUCUCGCCGACAAGGGCGCUGAUACCGAUGGGAGCAACCCAACCAGUACUACCGGCUAUAUGAAUGGCCGCGUCAUAGUUGACUGCGACGGUUUUGCGAGGUUUGCAGCCGACGCGCCGGGAGACGACAGACACCGUUACGGACGCGGCCGUCCCCGUAGAUCAGCCCCCCCGAGGGAUCAGCUGCCUUACUUCAAGCAGCGCUGUGGCUGCACUUCGUGCAAGACUGCGGGCGAACAGCGCGAGCUCCAUCAGUUUGCCAAGUUCGAGGACCUCAGCCCGGCCCGCGACCCAGCCCCGGAGAAUGACUUGUACUACCUGGUCUUCAGUAAGACGCUUCCCGGCUUCAUCCUGGGCGAGCGCCGCUGGGCACACUUCAAUGUCGAGUCUCUCAGCGAGAUCAAAUACGACAAGGAGGCCUUCAAGUACCUGGUCCUGGACGAUGAGAUCAAACUCACAGUCAAGGCCCUCAUUGGCAAGUUCUCCAGCGUCAAUGGGCGAGUGACACCAUGGCCGAGUGACUUCGUCAAGAACAAGGGCCAGGGCCGUAUCUUCCUCCUGCAUGGAUCGCCCGGCGUGGGCAAGACGGCGACCUGCGAAAGCAUCGCCGAGCUGGCGCACCGGCCGCUCCUAUCGCUGACCAGCGGCGACCUGAGCACCAACUCGUACACGGUCGAGAAGAACCUCGAGUACUUCCUGCAGCUGGGCGAGCGGUUCGGCGCCAUGGUGCUGCUGGACGAGGCCGACGUGUACCUGGAGGCGCGGCAGGCGAGCGACAUCGCGCGCAACGGGCUGGUGUCCAUCUUCCUGCGGGCGCUGGAGUACUACCGGGGCGUGCUGUUCCUGACGACGAACCGGGUGCGGGCCUUCGACAGCGCCUUCACGUCGCGCAUCCACGUGGCGCUGCACUACCGGCCGCUGACGGACGCGGACCGCGAGCGCGUCUGGCUCAGCGGCUUCGCCCGCCUCGAGCGCGACGCCGGCGGCGCCGUCCGCGUCUCGGCCGCCCUGCGCGACUACGCCUACGGGGCCCCCGACGUGCGCCGCCUGCGCUGGAACGGCCGCGAGAUCCGCAACGCCCUGCAGACCGCCGUCGCCAUGGCCGAGACCGAGGCCCUCGAGGACGGCCUCGACACGGUCACGGUCACGGACAAGCAUCUGCGCGCCGUGGUCAAGAUGAGCCGCGGGUUCAAGGAGUUCCUGGGCCGCCGCCGGCUGAGGCGCAGCAGCAGACGGCGUGAUGAGGAGGAGGAGCAGAUGGAGGAGGAGCAGGAGGAGGACGAGUAUUUCGAAGACGAUGAGCCCCGUUACAGGCCGCAUGUCACGUAUACUAGCGACUGA